AGCCCAAAUAAUAAAUACGUGUUCUAAGCAUUCAUGUGUUUAUAAACCCUAAAUUAAACCAAGCUUGACAUUUGUGAGACCGUAAAACCCUAAAUUUCAAAAACACAUUUCACCGGAGCAGAGUGUGAUGGGGAGCGACAGUGAAGGAGAGAAAUCGGUGCAAAAAGAGAGAGAGAAGAAGAAGAUGCUUGCGUUGUCUCCCAUUGCUAAACCUCUUGCUGGGAAGAAGCUUUCUAAGAAAACACUCAAGCUUGUUCGUAGAGCGGCUGAAAACAAGUGCAUAAAGAGAGGAGUAAAGGAGGUGGUUAAGAGUAUAAGGCGAGGUCAAAAAGGUGUUUGUGUUAUAGCUGGUAACAUAUCGCCAAUCGAUGUCAUCGCUCAUGUUCCUGUUUUGUGUGAAGAGGCUGAGAUUCCGUAUGUAUACGUACUAUCUAAAGAAGACCUUGCAACCGCAACCGCGGGAGUAACUAAGAGGCCCACUUGUUGUGUUCUAGUGAUGACAAAGCCUUCAAAGGGUGAACUAGAACAAGGAGUACAAGAGAAACUAAAAUCAGAGUUUGAUCAAGUUGCAUCCGAAAUCACUGAACUUACAACUUCACUGUUUUGAAACCAACACAAAUGUUGUACUUUAGGUUACAAUGGUUCAACAUAUGGGCAGUGUACUGCAAUCAUUUGAUCUAUGGGUUUAGCUAUUUUUCUAUUUUCUUAUUAUAAAGGUUGUUUGAUCAAUCCCCUGGUAUCAAACGAGGGAAACUGAAAAUUCUCACCUAUCUUGAUUAGUUAGAUUUUGCAAGAAAAAUUGUGUACACUAAUUAUACUAUAAUAUGUAAAUUAUACAUAAUAAAUUUAUCUUAUAAAAUAAUAUUGUUGUACUAUA
Cicer arietinum (chickpea) is the source of this 877-nucleotide messenger RNA. RefSeq names its product H/ACA ribonucleoprotein complex subunit 2-like protein. Lineage: Eukaryota; Viridiplantae; Streptophyta; Magnoliopsida; Fabales; Fabaceae. Gene Ontology annotation, cellular component: nucleolus. The record is from RefSeq and is a predicted model, not a curated record. Gene Ontology annotation, molecular function: RNA binding.